GGGACCCGAAAGCAGCCCAUCAUCGAGACCCUUCACCAACCCUCACCCGCGCCUCUCCACUCUCCCUCAUAACCGCACACACAAUGGCGACACACAUCCUACCGAAAAUGUCUCUACGGCGCUGCACAGCAGCAGCCACGGCCUCGACGGCCCCCGCAGCGCGAACUUUCUUCCAGCUCGCUCACCAACGCGGCGGCCCUCCAAUGCUCGACUUCCUCCUCCCGAGCAUACCUACCAUCGCCCCGCGCAGCAUUGCGCGACAGGCACCGCGCUCGCUCUCGAAGCUGUCUAGUUCGCGCUCCUUCACGGCGUCAGCACUGCGCGCAGCGACCGCGAUUUACAACCCGCGGAAGGAUGACGAUGGGAAUGAUAUGACCAUUGAGAUUACUCCUCGAGCAGCUAAUCGCCUCAGCCAAAUCAUAGCCCGCGACCAAAACCCCCGCCUCGCCCUCCGCAUCACCGUCGAAUCCGGCGGCUGCCACGGUUUCCAAUACCAAAUGUCACUCACCAACGUCCCCGCGAUCGAUGCCUCGACCUCUCAGCCCGUGGCGAUCGAGGACGCGGUAGCGAAUGACAAGAACGCGCCUGCGCUGGAUGAGGAUGAUACGUUGUUUGAAGGGGAACAGGGGGCGAAGGUGGUGAUGGAUGGGCCGAGCUUGGAGCUGUUGAAGGGGAGUAAGGUGGACUUCACGACGGAGUUGAUUGGGAGCCAGUUUAAGAUUGCGGAUAAUCCGUUGGCGACGAGUAGUUGUGGGUGUGGGACGAGUUUUGAUGUUAAGAUGUGAG
Pseudogymnoascus verrucosus is the source of this 786-nucleotide messenger RNA. RefSeq names its product [4Fe-4S] proteins maturation (gene ISA2). The record is from RefSeq and is a predicted model, not a curated record. Gene Ontology annotation, molecular function: 4 iron, 4 sulfur cluster binding; 2 iron, 2 sulfur cluster binding; iron ion binding. The coding region runs from base 84 to 785 and encodes 233 amino acids. The transcript has 2 exons. Lineage: Eukaryota; Fungi; Ascomycota; Leotiomycetes; Thelebolales; Thelebolaceae. Gene Ontology annotation, cellular component: mitochondrion. Gene Ontology annotation, biological process: iron-sulfur cluster assembly.